CCUCCUCCUCUCCCUGACCGUGUACCUCCCUCUGCCUCUCCUCUGGUUGUCCGGGUUAUCAUCAUCUGAUUAUUCGGUUACCAUGGUGACGGACAGAGAUGAUGCUUAAACACGCGCACAUUGAUCUCUUUUCCUGUUUCUUUCUUUAUUUAAUCGAUCAUCUGAUAUUUUUUGUUGUUUUUUUUUAAACAGUGUGCUUGAUCGAUAACCGUCGAUGACGUCAUUCUGUUUCCUUUUGUGCGAGAACUCGGGGAGAAAAAUCUGCUGAUCAGCAUCCUCCGCCUGCGCGUGUCUCUGCGGGUUCAUUCUCCUCUUCACCUCCUAUCUUCUCUCCUCCUCCUCCUCCUCCUCCUGCUCCUCCUCCUCCUUCUCCGCAGCAGCAGCAGCAGCGAUGAACCCGCCGGGCCUGGCCGGCCUCGGCGCUCUGCGUGCGGGCAGGCAGUAGAUCAGCAGUUCGGUGCGGGUCGCGUCUCUCCGUCAUGGUGCAGAAAUCUCGGAACGGCGGGGUGUUCCCCGGAGCGCAGGCCGACCAGAAGACGCUGAAGGUCGGCUUCGUGGGUCUGGAGGCCGGGGGGACCGAGUCCAGCAGGGACGGAGCUCUGCUCAUCGCAGGAGGGGAGGAGGGGCCUCGGCGGCAGCGCAGCAGCGUCUCUGGAGGGAAGAAACCUCCCAAACGAAACGCCGUCUACAGGCGACUGCAGAACUUUCUGUACAACGUUCUGGAGCGACCACGAGGCUGGGCCUUCAUCUACCACGCAUACGUGUUCCUCCUGGUGUUCUCCUGUCUGGUUCUGUCUGUGUUCUCCACCAUCAAAGAGUACGAGAAGAGUUCGGAGGAUGCUCUCUACUUUCUGGAGGUGGUGACCAUCGUGGUGUUCGGGGUGGAGUACAUGGUGAGGAUCUGGGCGGCAGGUUGUUGUUGUCGGUACAGAGGAUGGAGAGGACGACUCAAAUUUGCCAGAAAACCGUUCUGUGUCAUCGACAUCAUGGUGUUGAUAGCGUCCAUAUCAGUGUUGGCAGCGGGGAGUCAAGGAAAUGUCUUCGCCACAUCAGCAAUCCGCUCACUUCGUUUCCUUCAGAUUCUGAGGAUGAUCCGGAUGGACCGACGAGGAGGAACCUGGAAGCUGCUGGGAUCAGUGGUGUAUGCCCACAGCAAGGAGUUGAUCACAGCCUGGUAUAUUGGCUUUCUGUGUCUCAUUCUGGCGAGUUUCCUCGUUUAUUUGGCAGAAAAAGAAGACAACGAACAGUUUGAGACGUAUGCCGAUGCCUUGUGGUGGGGACUGAUCACCUUGACAACCAUCGGGUAUGGAGAUAAAUUCCCCAUCACCUGGAAUGGACGCUUGCUGGCUGCAACCUUCACUCUGAUUGGAGUUUCAUUCUUCGCUCUGCCGGCUGGGAUCCUCGGCUCUGGUUUUGCUCUGAAGGUUCAGGAGCAGCACAGACAGAAACACUUUGAGAAGAGACGCAACCCAGCAGCUGGACUCAUACAGGCGGCGUGGAGGGUCUACGCCACAAAUCUGAGCCGGACUGACCUGACUUCUACCUGGGAUUACUAUGAGACGACGGUGUCUGUCCCCAUGUACAGGCUGAUUCCUCCUCUCAACCAGCUGGAUCUACUGAGGAACCUCAAGAACAAGUCUGGACUCUCAUUCAGGAAGGAAGUCCAGCCUGAACCGUCUCCCAGUCAGAAGGUCAGUCUGAAGGAGAGGGUCUUCUCAUCUCCCCGGAGUUCAGGGACCAAAGGGAAAGGUUCUCCUCAGCAUGUGGUUCCUACUAGUGGUCCUGGUGUGGGUCCUGGAGGUCCUGGAGUUCCUGGAGGUCCUGGGGGCCCAGGGGGAGUUCAGGCCCUGAGACGUUCCCCCAGCAUGGAGCCCAGUCUGGAAGAGAGUCCCAGCAAGGUUCCCAAGAGCUGGAGCUUCGGAGAACGCAGCAGAACCAGACAGGCCUUCAGGAUCAGAGGAGCUGCCUCCCGCCAAAAUUCUGAAGUGCUGAUAGAGAUGCAGGAUGAAGAGUUCAGACAGAAGAACUCCCCAGAGGCCAGCCUGCCAGGAGAAGACAUGGUCGAUGAUAACAAGAGCUGCCACUGUGAGUUUGUCCCGCAGGAUCUGACUCCAGGGUUAAAGGUCACCAUCAGAGCCAUCUGUCUGAUGCGGUUCAUGGUGUCUAAGAGGAAGUUUAAGGAGAGUCUGCGACCGUAUGACGUCAUGGACGUCAUUGAACAGUAUUCAGCCGGACACCUGGACAUGCUUGCCCGCAUCAAGAAUCUCCAGUCAAGGGUGGAUCAGAUAGUUGGAAGAGGAACACCAAUCGCAGACAAGGACCGUCCCAAAGCAGCCAAUGAGGAGCUACCUGAGGACCCGAGCAUGAUGGGACGGUUGGGGAAGGUAGAGAAGCAGGUCCUGUCCAUGGAGAGGAAGUUGGACUUCCUGGUAAAUAUCUACAUCCAGCGAAUGGGAAUCCCUCAGGCUGAGACCGACGCCUACUUCGGAUCCAAGGAGCCCGACCCAGCCCCGCCCUACCACAGUCCGGUGGAUCAGCUGGAGAAAAGCCAGUCUAUCCCAAAGAUCCUGCAGGUGUUGCCCAGCGAUCAUGUGGAAAAGAGUCGUUUCGUGACGAAAAUGGUCCGCUCCAGCAGCUCCACUGGACACAGGAGCUACAACCCCCCCACCUGCCCACCCUCCACCUCCUGGCAGCCAAUCAGCUCCCAGCUCCACCAGCAGGCCCCACCCCCUCCUCAGCGCAGCCACGGCAACACUCCAAGUCCAGUGGGGGAUGGGUCGCUAGUUCGACUUCCACCGCCUCCGGCUGGAGAAAGACACGGUGGGAAUCGAUCAAACCGGCACAGCACUGGUGAUCGAGGGGGGGCAGAGAGAUCAGAGAGGGGAGGAGAGGGGGCCAACGGGACCAGGAGAGCAGGAGGAGGAGAGGAGGUGAAGCCGGACAGUGACACCUCCAUCUCUAUCCCGUCUGUGGACCACGAGGAACUGGAGCGCUCCUUCAGUGGCUUCUCCAUCUCGCAGUCCAGAGAGAACCUGGACUUCCUGAACAACAGCUUCUACCCUACCGGCACCAACCCGGGAGACCGAGGGGGGGGGGGCGCCGCCCACUCCGCCACUGUCCGCCCCUACAUCGCUGAGGGGGAGUCAGACUCCGACUCAGAGCUCUGCGCUCGCUCGCCACACUCGGACCGGGGCUGGCCCGGAACCAAGUAGAGCUGGAUGUAAACCAGAGCAGAACCAGCAGAACAGUUAAACUGCAACCUCAAAGACUACAAACACCAGCUGGAGCUAAAGAGUGAAGCAUCAUGGGAACUUUCAAAGGCACAAAGGAUGUGAAUGUUUCAACCUGUACAGCAAAUGUUUGUUUUCACUGUCACUGAUUGGUUCACUGCUGGAACACGCUCACACCUGA
This is a messenger RNA of Thunnus maccoyii (southern bluefin tuna), 3411 nucleotides long. Its product is annotated as potassium voltage-gated channel subfamily KQT member 2-like. The transcript has 19 exons. The record is from RefSeq and is a predicted model, not a curated record. Gene Ontology annotation, biological process: transmembrane transport; potassium ion transport. Gene Ontology annotation, cellular component: membrane. Lineage: Eukaryota; Metazoa; Chordata; Actinopteri; Scombriformes; Scombridae. Gene Ontology annotation, molecular function: voltage-gated potassium channel activity. Bases 480 to 3212 code for a protein of 910 amino acids.